AUGGCUUCAGCAUCCGCAGCAGAGGAGACGAGCUACGACUUGUCAGAGCCGGAAGCCUUACUCGGCUUCCUCGAAGAUGCCGGCAUCCGCCUGGUGCGCCUCGAGUACCUGGUCGAGCUCUCUGCGUCCGGGAGGCCGUUGCCGCGCCGUCAAGAGGCGGAGAAGGAGACGACGAGCUCAGGGGCGCCGGCGCUCGUAGAGAGCAGCGAGCUCAGAGAAGUGAAGAUUGACCCCGAUACCGCCCACAUGUCCGUGAUGCUCCGGCACCCGGUGCCCAGACGGGUCCGAGUCCACCUUGUCUCCUUCAGCCACAUGUGGGAGAGCAUGCAGCAUCCGGAUCCGUGGAGGUUCCAGCUGAAUGCCAUCGUGGAGGAGUUCCGUCCACGGCUCCUGGAUUCCGUCGUUUGGAUCUUCUACGACUUCGUGUCCUUGCACCAAUACACCAGAAACGGAGAUGAGGACAAGGUCUGGUGGGUGUCUCACUUGGCUCGGAAAGGCGUCCCACGCGAGUUCCUGCGCCAUGGUCGCAACUGGUCCACCCUCGGCCGUGGAAAGGUCCAUCCCUGGUGGUACGAGUUUCCGUAUCCCAUCGUGCACGUGCUGCGCCGCGAGCAAGGCUUCCGCAGACACCCGCGUUCUCAUGGUGGGAUGACGAUCAGAUCUACCAUCCGCUGCUGCUCCAGCUGCUGUCCAUCAGCGCCGAUAUACCUGGAUCCAUGUUUCAUGCACCUCCCUCGUGGUUUACGGUGCAGGACUCACGCCCUUUGA
This is a messenger RNA of Symbiodinium sp. CCMP2456, 768 nucleotides long. The record is from the annotation of a GenBank genome assembly. NCBI's taxonomy places the organism in Eukaryota, Dinophyceae, Suessiales, Symbiodiniaceae.